AUGAAUGCUCAAGACGUUUCCAACUUCGUACAAAAUCCGGAAGUUAUUGCGCUAUUUGAUCAUUUUCACGCCGAGUAUGCUGUUACGCCAAAAACUCAAUUCAACGCUGAUCAAGCGAAGAAGCAGGAACUUGAGGCCCAAAAUGCUGAAUUGAUUGGACAGCUCAAGAAUAUGAAUAUGGCUAUGCAAGAACUCGUGGCGGAGAGGGAUACCUUAAGGAAUCAGCAUACCGCCAUCCAGGGAGAGAGGGACUUCUACUUCCAAGCCGACAAGCUGCGCGCCGUCUCAAUUCGGAAGCUCCAGGAGCAGCAUGCAAAGGAGCUCACCAACAAGAGCCUGGAAUACCAAGCGCUUGAGGACAAAUUGGUGGCUAGUCAGGAACAACAUGUCAAGGACAUUAAUGACAAGGACCUGGUUAUUGGAGAUCUGGAGACCCACCUAGCUGCGGCUGAGCAGCAAACCAUCGAUAAACUCAAGGUGCUUGAGGAGCAGCAUGUCAAGCAGAUCAAAGGCAAGGAUCUGCAAAUCCAAACGCUUCAGGACAAAUUGGCGGCUGGUCAGGAGCAACAUGUCAAGGAGCUCACCGACAAGGACCUUGUCAUCAAGGAACUGGAGACCCGCUUACCUGCUGCGGAAGUACAAACCGUCGAUAAGGUUAUGGAGCUCACAAAUGAGAACAAGCGACUCUCUCUAAAAAUUAAGAAGCUCCAGGAGGAGAGCAUCAGGGCUGAGCGACUUCAUAAGGAUCUGAAGGAAAUUUCGCAGAGAGCUCUGCAGAAGAAGGAGACCUUGGGUCAGGAGAAGAAGGAGGUCGUCCCUGAGCCAACUACUCAACUCCACACUGAGCUCGGCAAGCUCUAUAUGGAGCUCCAGGAAGCAAAGAAGCCACAAGAGGCUCUCAAGACUCAGUUGGCAGCAAAGGGCAAGGAAAUCGAGUGUCUCAUGGAGCAACACAAAGCGAAGCUAGCCGCUAAGGAUUCAGAAAUCCAGAAUCUGAAGGAGAUGAUUCAGGGAGGAGAUGAGAUGAAUGAGAAUCUGAUGGCGAAGGAUCCGGAGAUUCCGACGAUGGAUUCUCAAGAACUUCUCUCUUUCCUACAAAGUCCGCAAGUCAUGGAGCAGAUUUCUAAGCUUGAACUCGCUCGUGAAAAUGCGAUAAGAGCCCAACUGAGCGGUGAUCAAACCAAGAUGCAGGAGUUUGAGUCUCAAUAUGUUGCAUUCAUGGAACAUUAUAAAAAUAUGUGUAUGAUCAUGGGGGCACUAGUUGAGGAGAGAAACUUCUUGAAGAAGCAACAUGCCGCCAUCCAGUCUACAAGACAAGAGUUUGAAUCCCGUGAAGCUGAAUUGGUUAGAAAACUCAAUGAAAACACUGCUAAGCGGGAUCUCAUUAUGGAGAAGGAUGCAUUGAAGAGAAGUGAUGAGGUGCAGAUCCAAACCACCAAAGAAGAUGCGGAGAGAAUUCGGGAGCUUCAGGAGUAUGCCAAGGCGAUCAACGACAAACACCUGGAAUUUCAAACGCUUGGAUCCAAAGUGACACCUUAUCAGAAGGAGAUUACCGUGCAGAAUCUGAAGCCUCAGGAGCAACAUGCCAAGGAGUUUAACGACAAGGAUCUGGAAAUCCAAACGCUUAAGAUCCAAUUGGCGGCUAGUCAAGAGGAGAGCACUAGGAAGAGUAUGAAGCUUCUGGAACAACAUGCGAAGGAGCUCAACGACAAAAACCUGGUCAUCGGAGAUCUGGAGACCCACCUAGCUGGGGCUGAGCAGCAAACCAUCGAUAAGCUCAAGGUGCUUCAGGAGCAACAUGACAAGCAGAUCAAAGGCAAGGAUCUGCAAAUCCAAACGCUUCAGGACAAAUUGGCGGCUGGUCAGGAGCAACAUGCCAAGGUGCUUAACGACAAGGACCUGAAAAUCCAAGAACUGGAGACCCGUCUAUCUCCAGCUGAGCAGCAAACCGUCGAUAAGGUUAUGGAGCUUACAAAUGAGAACAAGGGACUCUCAGAAAGAAUUCAGAAGCACCAGAAGGAGAAGGUCUUUCCUGAGAAACGUCUUCAAUCUCUUGGAGUGACGUUGCAGGAAACGUUGCGUCAGAAGGAAGACGUGCAGAAGAAAAAGCAGGAGGUCGUCUCCAUGCCAACUACUCAACUCCAUACUGAGCUUCACACUGAGCUCGGUAAGCUCUAUAUGGAGCUCCAGGAAGCGAAGAAGCCACAGGAGGCUCUCAUGACUCAGUUGGCUGCAAAGGACAAGGAAAUUGAGUUUCUCAUGGAGCAACACAAAGCGAAGCUAGCCGCUAAGGAUUCAGAGAUCCAAAAAUUGAAGGAGAUGAUUCAGGGAGGAGAGGAGAUGAAUGAGAACGUGAUGGCGAAGGAUCCGGAGGUUGAAGCCACUCGUGACGGACAAUCCGAAUAA
Molecule: messenger RNA, 2406 nt
Organism: Caenorhabditis remanei
Lineage: Eukaryota; Metazoa; Nematoda; Chromadorea; Rhabditida; Rhabditidae
Exons: 4
Coding region: 1-2406 (801 amino acids)
Source: RefSeq, a predicted model, not a curated record